AGUGAGAUUAUUAUACCCAAUUGGAAAAUGGACUUUGGAGAGAUCCCAAAUCACAACGGCAAUCCCCCGCCUGUCGUAGGAGAUUGCAGCAUCCAUGGCGGUGGGAAAGCAACGUUGACCGGACCCCCUUUCCAAAUUGGAUGGCCAAAGGUCAAACGAUGCCAAAUUCCAAAUGGAACUUGGUGUCACACUGACUGGACCCCACCCCCACCACCUCCUCGGAAUCACUUGAUCGGAGGCCGACUCUCUCCAAAACCCCACAUUUCAUUCAUUCAUUCAUUCAUUCAAUUCAAUUCUUCUCUGUUUAAUCAUCAGCAAACGAUGAACUCUCCAACGAACAAAACAAUGUAUCCGAGGGUGAAAGUGAGGCACCAAGUUCAUAAAAACGAGGAGGAGGAUGAUGAUGGUGAUGCACGGAACCCUAGGUUGAAGGUUUUCAUUCCUUCAUGCUUGCGACCUCCGUCUUCUCCUUCUCCUUAUGCUUCUUGUUAUGCUUCUCCUGCUUCUACUUGUCCUCCUUCUCCUUCUGCUUCAGUAGUUCGAAAGAAAAAUGUCUCCAAGCCAUCAUCGAUGGUUAACGCACCAAAGUGCUAUGUGCCACCGGUGUCUUCUCCACGAGUACAGAUAAAUGAAGCUUUUCAAGACUGCAGUUUAUCUUCGGAUUCGGGAUCAACAGGACCUGAGAAGGACGACAGUAUUGAUGAGAACAAAAUAAAUACUAGGGCCUGUCGAGUUCAUCGCCCUCGUGCUGUCAUCUCUAGUCCUUAUAAUGACAGGUUGUUCGGGAGCAGAAACGAAACUAGCAAUGGAAGUAGUUCUCCUUUGAAGAAUGGUACCCCACCGCAAAAUAGACAUGCACACUGUAACUGUAAAGCUAAAUCACAUGAAGAUGCUGAUAAUCCUCUAAACACAAGAAAAUCCAAGGAGCCUGAUUCUAAUGGUACAAUUGAUCCUGUAGGGAAGAAAAAGGUCCAUCAUGGCAGCAUAAAAUCCGAAAAUGUAAAUAGGAUCUGGAGAUAUUAGUCCUACUAGAACCUAGGAUCCUGAUUAAUCGGAUUGUUAAAAGCCAAAUAUGUGUUAUCAAGGACAAGGAUUAGGUUCUCACUUCUCACACAAAGAAGAAAGAGAGAAACAAAAUAAUGUAUGUUUUAAAAUAACCAUAUCAGCAUGCUUGAUGUUUUUACUCCAGUAUCUAAAUUUUUAAAUUUUGAACUGUUGUGGGCCUGUAAAUUUUUCUAUGGAAGAAGAGACAAUGCAUGAGAGAUCAAAUAUUUUCCUUUUCAGUUUUAUUCAUAUUUGAGCGUUUUUGUAA
Arachis duranensis is the source of this 1312-nucleotide messenger RNA. RefSeq lists its product as uncharacterized. The record is from RefSeq and is a predicted model, not a curated record. The transcript has 4 exons. Lineage: Eukaryota; Viridiplantae; Streptophyta; Magnoliopsida; Fabales; Fabaceae. The coding region runs from base 28 to 1023 and encodes 331 amino acids.